AUGGACAGCAUCCAAGUUAACAAAGUUUUGCCAAUUGGAGAGGAAAGCAAAAAGGAAGAGAGUGGACAUGGUGAGCCAGGAUGGGGAGCCACAGCAACACAAGGAGAAAGUGAAAAGGAACUGAGUGAUGACAUGAACAAGGAAGGUGGUGGAGCAGCCGUAGAAGGCCAUAACAGUGAGCAGCAACCAAAUGAGCUGAUCCCUCGGGUCAUGGAGGACGAGAGAGUGCAGUCUGUGCCAAGACAAGUGCCGCGACGUCGCCUACGCCACAGAUUCACUCAGUGGCAGCUUGAGGAACUGGAGCGCAUUUUCCAGACCAAUCGCUUCCUCAGCAUAGAAGCAAGAAAACAACUCGCUAGAUGGAUGGGUGUGAAUGAAGCCAGAGUAAAGAGAUGGUUUCAGAAGAGGAGAGAACAAUACAGAAGAUAUAAGAGGCUGUAAGCACUCUGAGGUUCUCCUACUGCUUCCUAGGACAUCUUUCUCUGAAGCCUGUGGAGGGACCCUAGGGAGCUACUCUCACCCAAGUGCAACCAACAAUAUGUUAUUUCUUAUCUUCUAAGCACUUAUAUUUCAAUAAAGAUUAUUAGUUUCAAUAA
Messenger RNA from Phodopus roborovskii (desert hamster), 596 nucleotides. Its product is annotated as rhox homeobox family member 2. The record is from RefSeq and is a predicted model, not a curated record. NCBI's taxonomy places the organism in Eukaryota, Metazoa, Chordata, Mammalia, Rodentia, Cricetidae. The transcript has 4 exons. The coding region runs from base 1 to 441 and encodes 146 amino acids. Gene Ontology annotation, molecular function: DNA binding.